Molecule: messenger RNA, 6809 nt
Organism: Kickxella alabastrina
Lineage: Eukaryota; Fungi; Kickxellomycota; Kickxellomycetes; Kickxellales; Kickxellaceae
Exons: 14
Coding region: 1-6483 (2160 amino acids)
Molecular function (GO): microtubule binding; ornithine decarboxylase inhibitor activity
Source: RefSeq, a predicted model, not a curated record
AUGUAUUCAGAUCACAAUGAGCCUCCAACAGAGGAACUUUCCGGGUACGAGGACAACACAGCUGAGCAUUUGGGUUAUGCAGUGUCGGAGAUUGGCCGUGCUGUGUCCCAGGAUGAAACGGGGGUGGAUUUUGCAGACCAGUUUGAUGGGCCUUUAGAGCGGCUGGAGAUACGCCGGAUGAGCGAUACGCCGGCGGAGUCCCGUGUCGACCAGCAGGGCUGUGAAGAAGACGAUAUGUUUGGGCAUAGUUUUGAGGAUGACAGAGGAAUGGAGGAGAUGACGAUGGGUCUGACGGCCGAGGAUAUUUCCGAGGACUCUUUUUUGAACCGCGCUAAUGGCGGUGGUGUCGGCGACUACAGCCAUACGCGCUCGUUGCACUCAGACACGCUCGACAGACACUCCACUAUGCGUAGCCACCCCGAUGGUCGCCAGCCUAAUGGUCCUAAUGUUAUAAGGGAUGGUCCCUCGGACAGUGAACACGACGAGAGCGAUGAGCGUGACGAGAGGCUGACCACAUUUAGCUCGCCUGAACAUACGCGAGAGGUUGGUGGGAUUGAAGAAAUAGGCGCUCAGUUGGCGCAAGUAAUGGGUCGGCUCAACCAGUCUUUCCCACAGCAGCAGCAGCAGCAGCGGGAGGAGGAGGAGGAGGUUGACUGGGAUGAGAAUGGCGGGAGAUUCCAGAUACACCCGAUAUCAACACCACAUUCACCACGGCGCAGCUUUCACGAAGGCCAAAUCAUUUCGACCAUUGCCGAGGUAUACUCAGUCGUCAGGGAGAUCCAGAAUGAGCAGGUGGACGAAAUGACAGAGGCUGUAGCGGCUUUGAGAGCGGAGAAUAUCAGGGUGGUUGAGGAGCUUAGGGUGGAAGCGGAUGAUGAUGCGACGUUGCGGUUGGAGCCUCCGCCUUUCCAGAAUAUCGACGCGCAUCGGUCGCUGGAUGAUCGGUUUGUUGUGCCGAGGGGGGAGUACUCGCUGAAUGGGUCGUUUGAUUCGCUUGACCAUCCUAAUAUGGGCAGUCAGGAGACCCUGGGCGCUCAGUCGCCCGAGUCCAUGCGGCAGGACUCGGAGUACUUUAGCCAGGGCAGGGCCGGUGGCGGUGGUGGCUCACACCAGCGUGGGCAUUUGUCGUCACCGACGCAGUUCAGCCCGUUCAGCAACUCGGGCCGUGGGCGGUUCGGGAAUAUGGUCAGUAGUUUGGGCUAUUCGGAUAGCGGGUUUGGGCCGGUGGAGGAUGCUGAUGAGAUGUUUGGCAACUACGCGACCAGCAGCAACCCUGAUUACGAGGAUAUUGCGAGGCAGCAUGAAAUGGAUUUCUCUGAUCUUAUGGGUGAAUCUGACCAUGACAACGAUGGAUUUGGUUCGACCGGCCGCCGGACAGCAGCAAAAUCAGUCAACGUUGGCGAGGAGGCGCAAUUUCUCCACCAGGAGGAACGGUUCGCUAUGGAUAUGCGCAACCCCAUUGAACUGAUGGGCAAGGCCAACAGCCUGGGCAUGUCAGAUGCCGACUCGGAGGUCAGUGGCCUGAUCCCUGCCGAUCUCAGCCACUCAACUGAGGGUAGCCAUCGCAGUGCAAAAUCGCCGAUGGGUCGCGGGUGGAUCCGCUUCGCAGCGCCUGGGCCUGGCGACCGGAAUAUCGUCGCGUCCCUGGGCACCGCGCAGCCUACGCCUUAUGACCAUUAUGGCCAUUAUGGACAGCGCGAGAACAAUGGCCAGGCUGAUGGCGCCGUACUGCUGCCACCGCCGCCAACAACCCCAAGGACAGUCAUGAGCCGCGACCCAUACCAUGGGCCGUCCACACGUGUGCUGCAUGUGGUGCCGCCGUUUGAUGCCCAUGCACUGCAGACGCCGCCGGCGCAGCCCCAGGGUCAGAUGGCGCCUCUGCGCAAUGCCAGGCCGGCGGGGCCGCGGUCCAUUGAUGAUAUGCGCCGCCCGCCGCCGCUGACGAUUGCCUCGCGACAGUCGACGCCCGACCACCACCACUACCAGCAACAGCAGCAGAGCCGGCAGCAGCAGCAGAACUAUCAGCAUCAGCAGGACCGCCAGGCGAGCCACCAGGCGAGCCACCAGCAGGACUACCAGCAGCAGCAGCGCAAUGCUCGGGCAGCAGCCGAGUUUGCACAGGCCGCUCAAGUCAGCCCAGACUAUGACCAGAGCGACGAUGGUUCACUGGGACUCGGCUCACUGCUUCUAGGCGACAUGCAGCCAACCGAGUCAAUCCGUAUCAACCGCACGCCCCUCGCCACUGGGCAAUUCGCACCCGCGCAUGCACGGAUUCUGGGAGCCUGGUGGCACGGGUUUGUGUCGCGUGAUUGGACGUCGCAGUCGACGGUGACGUCGGCAGCGUAUGUGCCGUUUCAGGAACCGACGGUGGAUAUUGCGAGGCUGCCGAGGUAUAAGGAUGUAGCGCUGGGAAAGAUUGACAGUGUUUCAUGGCCGGGUUCGGAGUGGGGUGGCAGGUCGCAGGGUGAUUUGCGCGGGAUGCUGAGCUACGAGUCUGACGCUGUGCAUACUAUAAGGUAUGAGUCGCCGACGCCGUCCGUGGGCGGAUUUGGCAGGGGCCAGCAGCUACCACAGCAGCAGCAGGGGCAUCAAGGGCAGCAAUCUGCUGGGCGUGGGCAGCAGCAGCAGCCGCAGGUGGUGUCGGAGAAUGCCGAAGGGACACCGUCGUUGAAGGAGAUCUACGAUAUGGUCAAGGUUGUUCUUACGACUAUGAGCUCGCAGACGCAGAUAGAAACGCCACCCGGUGUUGGUGCCAAAGAGGGUGGUCGGCCGGCUGACACUGGUCGCUCGCAGCUUGGGCCGAUUGCUGUUGACCAUGACUCGCGGCGGAUGCGCACAAUGAGUACGUUGGAUCGCCAGCUGAACAACGUGUAUGCGGGAAUAAGCAUGGAGGCUGAAGAGAAGCAGCGCGAGCGCAAACGCGAGCAGCAGCAGCAGCAGGCAGCGGAUAUUAGCAACCGGUCGUAUCCAGAUUCCCGCCCAGCUGCACCAACGCCGCGUAGGCGCAAUAAUUUUUCGCGGUUUAUUGACGAUGAGUCAGGCAGUUUUGUCGGGUCAGAAGCUGCACCGGCACCACCAGCACUGGUGGCGGCGUCGGAUGCCGAGGCUAAUGCCACUGAUAGGUUUAUGCAGAGAUACCGCAGUGAGGUGGCACCUCAGCGCACACAGAGCACGCAGCAGUAUGUCGAGCGGUAUACUAGCGAUACUGCGGCCGGUAAUUAUAGCGUUAUGCGCGGGAUGUCGCCGCUUAUGCCGUCGGUGUCAUCGCUGCCGCAACCACUGUCUGCAUCGGUCACCCGUGAAAUCAGCGGCAGCAGCGGAGCUGAUGGUGGUGACAGUAGCGGUGGGUUGGCGCAGGGCUUGGCCAGAGUGCUGGAUGCCCUGGGUGAGGGGUCGAUAUCCAAGGAGGAUCUUUACAGGACCCUGGAGGAGAUGGUUUCGGCGGUCGUCAGUAAGAAUGGUAGUUUCGAAAGAGCUUCCGCACAACAAGCUUCUGAGACUCUGGAUCAGCCACAGCAGCAGCAACAGCCACAGCAGCAGCAGCCAAGGCGUGGGAUGGCGACCGAGACGGCUGUGCAGACGGAGGACGUUUCAGCUGAUAAUGCUGAUGCUGGGGAUGAUGGUCCCGUGGACAAGGCGUUUAUGCGCAGUGUUCUGGCAUCGAUGGAAUCUCAUUUUGAGCGUAUUGGCAAGCAACUGCUGGUCGCCAAAACGCAGAAUCAGUCGGAAGCUGCGCAGCCGGAACAGCCGGCGGACGUGGGGUCUGUGCCGGAAGAGUCCGAGCCGAGGGAGAGCAGAAGCCCGGCAUUGGCUGCUCGCCAGCGGAUAGUGGGGGCGCCUGUGUUCGAGACGCCGACAAGGAGAGGCCGGCUGGCGCAGGGGGUGCAUUGGCCCAGUAGCCAGGAGGAGCCUGAACUGAGAGAACGCCUGGCGUCGCCGCCGGCGCCGAGGGCUGUGUCGCCGCUGCGGGAGCGCUUCUCGAUGGGGGGACGCCGUGGCUAUCGCCAGCAGAUGUCGCCGUUGGCUGGGCGGGGCCGCCCCCAGCACCAACAGCAGCAAGCGAUGAGUGCGUUUGGAAGUCAUUUUGCCAAUACUGACCAUGCUGCUGAUGUUGAUGCAGCCAUGGAUGCUAUGGCCGACGAGUAUGACAAUGAGGAUGACGGCGAGCUAUCGGACACGAUGACGACGGUGCAGGACGACGCGCCUAUGCCGGUGCCCGGUUCUGUCGGCCCUGCCUUAGUUCAUGCGGCCAGCACGCCCGGCCACCGCAGCCAGCUGCCGCCGCUGUCCAUGACUGCGCAGAAACGCAGCGAGCGGAUUUCUGGCGAAUCCAUAACUUCGCAUCUAGGCAACAGCGACCAACUAGGGAGACGCCAGACCUUAGAUUCUCUUCGUCGACAACACCAGCAUGAGCAUGAGCAUGAGCAUGAGCAGCAGCAGCAGCAGCAGCAGCAGAGUCUGCGAACAAAUGUACGCGCAGAUGACGGAUAUGAUAGUCUGAAUGACGCUAUCUACAGUGCACAUAUUGUGCGGCAGCUUAGCGAGACACUGGCAGGGCUUGAGCAGGAGCAUAUUAAGCGGUUCCACCAUCUGCGAAGCACCAAGGCGGCAGACUGCCCGGUGUGUCGGUCCCUGGAGGCACAGAACCAUGAUCCGUAUCUUUAUGGGAAGCACGCAGUGGCGUACAAGUCUCUGCCGAUGCGUCAGCUGCAGGGGCUUCUGAAUGCCUACGUUGAUGUCAUGACUAUGGAGCGCCCGCAUUCGCAGCGGUCAACAUUGUCGCCACCGCCAGCGUAUGUUUCGCGUGAGGAUGAUUUGCAGGGUGUGCGUGGAGAUUCACUCUAUCAUUCGUUUACGCCGACGCCGACGCGGAGCGGGAAGGUAAUUGCGCGGAGUUUGGCUCAGCGUGGAUCGCCCUUGGGGGAUACACGGAGGACUACGGGGGUGGUUAUUGAGCAAUUACGGGAGGAGCUGGAUGCUGUGGGGCGUCGGUACCGCCGGAUGGUUGGGGAGUACGAGAUGCUGGAUCCGACGCGGAAGAGCGACCAGAGGCGUAGGAGGCAGAUGGCUGGGGAUUUGAAGGAUUUGGUUGAUCUUUUGGAUGUCAAGGGUGAGCAGAUUGCGACGUUGGCGGGGCUGCAUCACUCGGAUACUUUGCCGACCUCGCGUGUGGCGGCGGCGCCGGCUGCUGCGGUGGGCGAGAGGAAAGGUUUAAAACAGAGAAAGCAGCUGCAGCAGCAGCGCAGGGCCUUUUGGGAUGACAGUGUUGAGAUGAGCUUGGAGAGAGUUAAUGAGAAUGGUGGAGGCAGCAUCAAUGUUUCUGGCGGUGGCGGUGGCAGUGGCGGCCGCGCGCACACGAGCAAUACCGAGCGGGUGUAUAACUCUGCAAGGGACCUGCAGAAGGCGCUCGGCGAUAUCAGCAUUGCUAGCAGCUUUAGCUCGAGCCUCAAUGAUAAUACCUCGGUUGAUGAUGGUAAACCGAAUAGUAUCUACGGCGACAGUGUCCGCCAGGCAACCAGGGAUGCGUUUAUCCCGUUGCAGGACCUGUCGCCCAGGAGCAGCAGCGCUAGCGGGAGUGCGGCGACUAUUUCCAACGAUGUCAGAGGCAUUGGGUAUCUGGACAGCAUGGCGGCGGUGUUUGGCGAGAAUGCCGAUGGCCAGUACGCUGACCAGCAGAUGAGCCCUUCGUCUCUGGAGAAUAAUUCAGCGGCGACCGGUCGUGAUCUUUUCUUCCCUGCCGAGUGCAGUGUUGAGCGUGCUGCAAACAGCAGGGGUGAACGGUACUUUUACACGGUGGGUGCUAUUGAGCCUGGCGGCGGUGACAGCGCUGCCAGGUAUGCGGUUGGGGACGACGGCCGCAUGUCGAUAGUCCAGAGGCAAGGGACGGUUGUCCGGGAGCAGCAGCAGUCGUUUGGGAGCAGCAACGGCAACAGUAUGAGCAAUAGAACAAUGCCUCGCAUGAUGCAGGACAUGGAAAGAGGCUGCAGAAGAGGCGCUCUUGUUUCUGCAUCUGCUUCGGCUGAUGCGAGGAAAAGAAACCACGAGAUUGCCCUCCAAUCAGCAGCAGAUCUGCAGCGCGAGCUUUUCCCACACGGCGUGCCCAGCCAAGGCACACUAAAAUCCGGCGUGCGGCAUAUUUCAGCCGACAUCAAGUUCCGCGCCAUCGGGUGUGAGCGCCGCCCCUGGCACGGGUUCAUCAUUGACGAUGUGCUUUUCGUGUAUGUGUCUGAGUUUGUCGCUAGCGAGGGGAGCUUUCGCACGGCGGUUAUGGCGCUGAUGGAGCUUGCUGAGGAUGUCCUGGGCUGUGCGUCGGUUAUUUGUGCUCUGCCUAAGGCGCUGAGCACGGUGAGUGGUGGGCCGGUGGAUACGGCGGCGGCAGCGACGCUUGUGCGCGCAUUCAUGUACUCCGGCUUUGAGCUGGUGUCACAGAUGCUGUACCAGCCCAGCCCAGCGUACGUUUUGGUCGGCUACGACGCCAUGUGAGAAGGGAAAAGGAAAACGGAAAUUAAGAGGGUUCUUUUUUACGUUUACCUCAGUGCAAUUAGUAAUAGAUAUCUUCAGUCUUAUUCUUUAACUUUUCUAUGGGGGGAAAUCGAUAAUCCGCUGCCAAGUGCCUAAGAGUAAUGCUGCCUUUGUCCUACCUUUUGAAAAAGAUGUUAAAGAAUUGUCAACGCACACAACCUACCUUUUAACAAAAAGCAAAAAUAAAUGCGUAAGCACGCUUUCAGAGGUUUCUCAAUGGUUAGGGAUUUGUUAGUGUGGUUUUUAAUAUCACUAUCACUGCUUUAAUUUUAAAAUGAUAAAAAAGA